AUGCGGACUAAACCCAGCCCGGUCUGCACAUUAGCCCUACCCAACCCUAAAAGAGGGCUCCUCGGGGAUCCUCCCACUCGCAACCAGCCUAACAAACCAAAGAAGGUUAUCAAGGCGAAAAAGAUCAAGGAGAUUGUGGCUCCUGAGCCUGUCGUUACACCCUUGAAGAAGGGUAAGGCCUCCAAAGUAGCCGCACUCCCAGAGAUUGCUAAAAAGACCUCUGCCAAGAAGAAGGUUGUCAAGAACCCACUUAUUCAACGAAGGCCUCGUAAUUUCGGCAUCGGUCAGAACAUCCAACCGAAGCGUGAUCUCUAUCGAUUUGUGAAAUGGCCGAAGUACGUGGAGCUACAGCGGAAACGGGCGAUUCUCAAGCGACGCCUAAAGGUGCCACCUCCGAUCCAUCAGUUUUCGCAGACGUUAGACCGUGCAACUUCCUUGCAGGUUUUCAAUUUGGCUGAAAAAUACCAGCCACUCAGUAAACGAGCUAAGAAAAUGCUCUUGGUUCAUCGAGCCCAGCUGCGUACGGAAGGCAAAGCAGACGAGCCGGCUCCGAGAAAACCAACUUUGCGAGCUGGUAUCCGCGAAGUGACUGCUGCUAUACAGCAGAAGAAGGCUCGACUUGUGCUAAUUGCGCAUGAUGUCGAACCAAUUGAAAUCGUUCUCUUUUUGCCCACUCUUUGCCGCAAAAUGGGAGUUCCUUAUUGUAUCGUCAAGGGUAAAGCCAAAUUAGGGACGCUGGUGCACCGCAAGACUUGUUCCUGUGUUGCAUUUACUAACGUGAAAGAGUAA
This is a messenger RNA of Echinostoma caproni, 789 nucleotides long. The record is from the annotation of a GenBank genome assembly. NCBI's taxonomy places the organism in Eukaryota, Metazoa, Platyhelminthes, Trematoda, Plagiorchiida, Echinostomatidae.